Octopus bimaculoides (California two-spot octopus) is the source of this 846-nucleotide messenger RNA. RefSeq lists its product as uncharacterized. Lineage: Eukaryota; Metazoa; Mollusca; Cephalopoda; Octopoda; Octopodidae. The record is from RefSeq and is a predicted model, not a curated record.
AUGGCCUACUUAACAAGAAAACGUGGUCAGACGCUUACAACAAAGCUUGAUGAGCAAAUCAAAGCAGAACAUGAUUUCUGGAAGCGUGUACUUCAGCAGGUGAUGACAGUGAUUUACUUGUUGAGAGAACGUGGAUUGGCUUUUAGAAAUGAUGAAACUUUCUGCUGCCCAAACAACGGAAACUUUCUCGGUUUGCUGGAAUUGAUUGCCAAAUUUGAUCCCUUCUUACGUACCCACAUAAAUCAGUAUGAAAAUGAAGGCCAUACAUCAUACCUAUCCAAAACCAUAUGUGAAGAAGUUAUCCAGCUAAUGGCUAAAAUAGUUCUUGAAGAAAUAGUGAAAGAAAUCAAAGAAGCAGGUUAUUUUAGUGUAUCGGUCGAUUCAACGCUUGAUGUUUCCAAUGUUGAUCAACUCACUGUAAUUGUUAGACAUGUUUCUUCCCUUGAUGGAAUACCAGUUGAACGGUUUUUGACAUUUAUUGAACUGAAGAAUCACACAGGUGAAGAAAUGGUUGAAUUGAUACCGAAUUUCUUUGAAGAACUUGAAAUUGAUUUCAGAAACUGCAGGGGUCAAUCAUAUAACAAUGCAGCAAAUAUGGCUGGAAACAUAUGGGAAAACUUUGAUGAGAUUGAGGAGCAAGCAAAAACUACUCUACCUGAUGUAGAGUACAGAAGCCUCCAAAGAAGGCGUAGAAAACGACAACACAGUGAUGGCAGUGCAACUAAAGCUUUGGAUGAAAUUCUUCCAAUGGAUAAUUUUAGGAUAUAUUCAUUUAUUCCUAUAACUGAUACUCUUCACUCAAAUUUAGACAGAAGAGCUAUUGUGUAUAUGAAUGAGUAUUGCUGA